This is a messenger RNA of Orycteropus afer afer, 1842 nucleotides long. The record is from RefSeq and is a predicted model, not a curated record. NCBI's taxonomy places the organism in Eukaryota, Metazoa, Chordata, Mammalia, Tubulidentata, Orycteropodidae.
AUGGCUGUCGACAACUCCACUGAAGACAUCCAUGCUCCUGGCCCGCAGCUGAACUUGAUUGACAUCAUUGUCAUCACCUUCUACUUUGCCCUGAACAUGGCUGUGGGCAUAUGGUCUGCAUGUCGGGCCAGCAGGAACACUGUGAGUGGCUACUUCCUGGCGGGCCGGGAUAUGACAUGGUGGCCGAUUGGAGCUUCCCUAUUUGCUAGCAGUGAGGGGUCUGGCCUCUUCAUUGGACUGGCAGGCUCGGGUGCAGCUGGAGGCCUGGCUGUGGCAGGCUUUGAGUGGAACGCCACAUACGUGCUGCUGGCUCUGGCCUGGGUGUUUGUGCCUAUCUACAUCUCCUCAGAGAUUGUCACCAUGCCUGAGUAUAUCCAGAAGCGUUAUGGAGGCCAGCGGAUAUGCAUGUACCUGUCCAUUCUGUCCCUGCUGUUGUCUGUCUUCACCAAGAUAUCGAUCGACCUGUAUGCAGGUGCACUCUUUGUGCACAUCUGCCUGGGCUGGAACUUCUACCUGUCUACCACUCUCAUGCUCGUUGUCACGGCCCUGUACACCAUUGCAGGGGGCCUGGCUGCAGUGAUCUACACAGAUGCCCUGCAGACAUUCAUCAUGGUGGUGGGGGCUGUCAUCCUUACAGUCAAAGCCUUCAACCAGAUAGGUGGUUAUGACCAAUUGGAGGCAGCCUAUGCCCGGGCCAUCCCAGCCAAAACUAUCGCCAACACAACCUGCCACCUGCCACGCACAGAUGCCAUGCACAUGUUCCGAGACCCCUAUAAUGCAGACCUUCCAUGGACUGGGAUGACCUUUGGUCUGACAAUCAUGGCCACUUGGUACUGGUGCACUGACCAGGUCAUUGUGCAGCGUUCGCUAUCUGCCCGGGAUCUGAACCACGCAAAAGCUGGCUCCAUCCUUGCAAGCUACCUCAAGAUGCUCCCCAUGGGCCUGAUCAUCAUGCCUGGGAUGAUCAGCCGUGCACUGUAUCCAGGGUCACAUAUUUAUGAAGAAAGGAAGGGAUUGUCCCUCUCACUGCCAGAUGAUGUGGGCUGUGUGGUGCCUUCUGAGUGCCUGCGGGCUUGUGGGGCUGAGAUCGGCUGUUCCAACAUCGCCUACCCCAAGCUGGUCAUAGAACUGAUGCCCACAGGUCUGCGGGGGCUGAUGAUUGCAGUGAUGAUGGCUGCACUCAUGUCGUCACUGACUUCCAUAUUCAACAGCAGCAGCACACUCUUCACUAUGGACAUCUGGCGGCGGCUGCGGCCCAGUGCUGGCGAGCGGGAGCUGCUGCUAGUGGGGCGGCUGGUCAUCGUGGUGCUCAUUGGUGUGAGCGUGGCCUGGAUCCCCAUUCUGCAAGGCUCCAACAGUGGGCAGCUCUUCAUCUACAUGCAGUCAGUGACAAGCUCCCUGGCCCCCCCAGUGACUGCAGUCUUUGUCUUGGGCAUCUUCUGGCAGCGUGCCAAUGAACAGGGGGCCUUCUGGGGCCUGAUGGUGGGGCUGGCUGUGGGUGCUGGGAGGCUGGUCCUGGAGUUCCUGCACCCGGCACCUCCCUGCGGUGCCCCAGACACGCAGCCAGCUCUUCUCAGAAGCAUCCACUACCUGCAUUUCGCCAUUGUCCUCUUUGCGCUCAGCAGUGCUGCGGUGGUGGCCGGCAGCCUGCUAACUCCAGCACCCCAGGGAGCUCAGAUUGAGAACCUUACCUGGUGGACCCUGCCUCAGGUCCUUCCCUUCAGAGCCAAAGCAGGUGAUGGCCAAACACCCCAGAAGCAUGCUUUCUGGGCCCGUGUCUGUGGCUUCAACGCCAUUCUCCUUAUGUGCAUCAACAUCUUCUUCUAUGCCUACUUUGCAUGA